Messenger RNA from Suricata suricatta (meerkat), 696 nucleotides. RefSeq names its product N(alpha)-acetyltransferase 11, NatA catalytic subunit (gene NAA11). Gene Ontology annotation, cellular component: NatA complex. The record is from RefSeq and is a predicted model, not a curated record. Gene Ontology annotation, molecular function: protein-N-terminal-glutamate acetyltransferase activity; protein N-terminal-serine acetyltransferase activity. Gene Ontology annotation, biological process: N-terminal peptidyl-glutamic acid acetylation. NCBI's taxonomy places the organism in Eukaryota, Metazoa, Chordata, Mammalia, Carnivora, Herpestidae.
AUGAACAUCCGCAAUGCUCGGCCAGACGACCUGAUUAACAUGCAACACUGCAACCUUCUUUGCCUUCCCGAGAAUUACCAGAUGAAAUACUAUUUCUACCAUGGCCUUUCCUGGCCCCAGCUUUCUUACAUUGCUGAGGAUGAGGAUGGGAAAAUUGUGGGCUACGUCCUGGCCAAAAUGGAGGAGGACCCAGAUGAUGUCCCGCAUGGACAUAUCACUUCACUGGCCGUGAAGCGUUCGCACCGGCGCCUUGGCCUGGCGCAGAAGCUGAUGGACCAGGCCUCCCGGGCCAUGAUCGAGAACUUUAGCGCCAGGUACGUGUCCCUGCACGUCAGGAAGAGUAACCGAGCAGCCUUGAACCUCUAUUCUAACACGCUCAACUUUCAGGUUAGUGAGGUGGAGCCCAAAUACUAUGCAGAUGGGGAAGAUGCUUAUGCGAUGAAGCGGGAUCUUUCGCACAUGGCCAGUGAGCUGAGAAGGCAGCCAGAGCUGAAGGAGAAGGGCAGGUAUGUGGUGCUGGGCUCCAGGGAAAACCAGGAAUCCCAGGGAAGCACACUUCCUAGUUCUGAAGAGGAUGCUCAGGAGAAGAAUCCAGCUGCUGAUGAUAGUGGCAAUGACAGCAAGGAACCCAGCGAGUCCACAGAGAGCACCGAGGCCCACCAGAACAGCUCAGAAGAUUCAGAGUCUACCUCCUAA